AGAAGACAUUUUCCGCAAAAACGUGUUGACUUUUAUCUCCAACUUCAAAAACCUAAAAAAAAUUAUAACAAUUGUCACUAUCAGUACUGACAUUUAUCUACCAAUGAAAUUUCAUCACCACUUCCGCACUUUCCAUAACAAAGCUUUCAUCAACAAUCAGUGGGUGAACGCUCUGAGCCAGAAAACCUUCCCCGUAAUGAACCCAGCAACCUCUGAACCCAUCGGAUGCGUUCCAGAUAUGAACGUCGAUGACACCCAACACGCCAUAGAGGCAGCUCAAGACGCCUUUCAAAUCUGGAAACAUACUACAGGCCAAGAACGCUCUUUUUACCUCCGCAAUUGGUACAACUACUUGUCUUGCAAUAAAGAAGGCCUGGCACAAAUUAUUCUACAAGAAUGCGGCAAACCUAUCAAAGAAUCAGAAGCAGAAAUUCAGUACGGCAACUCUUUCAUCGAGUUUUUUUCCAACGAAGCGAGACGUAUUCACGGUGAGAUUUUAUCUAGUCCCGUCCCCGACAAGAAAAUCUUUGUGGAAAAGCAGCCCAUUGGGGUUGUUGCGUUAAUCACUCCGUGGAAUUUUCCAUACGCUUUGGUGGCAAGGAAAGCGUCUGCUGCCUUAGCUGCUGGUUGCACGUGUGUAGUGAAACCUGCUGAAGACACGCCUUUUUCCGCGUUGACGUUGGCUGAGAUGACACAAGCAGCUGGAUUUCCUGAUGGGGUGUUCAAUGUGGUGACCAGCAGUCGAGAAAAUACGCCGAAAGUUGGUAGUUUGAUGUGUACGAGUCCUUUGGUGGCUGGAAUUUCCUUUACAGGCUCAACCAAUGUUGGGAAGAUUCUGUACAAACAAUGCUCUUCGGGCAUUAAACGACUGGGACUAGAACUCGGUGGAGACGCACCUUUUAUAGUAUACGCCUCUGCAGAUGUAGACAAGGCAGUUAAAGGAGCAAUGUCUUCGAAAUUUCGAAGUUGUGGCCAAACCUGUGUUGCUUCAAACCGCUUUUUCAUCCACUGCAGCAAAUACGACGAGUUUUGUGGAAAACUUCUAGAACAAGUCUCUCAAUUAAAAAUCGGCGAUCUACAAGACCGCGCUACAAAUAUAGGACCCUUAAUCAAUCAAGCCCAGUACGAUAAAGUGUCAACUUUAGUUCAAGAUGCUGUUUCUAAAGGCGCCAGGGUCCUAACGGGCGGUACAGGUACGCCGCUACUGUACCAACCGACAGUUCUCGCUGAUGUGACACCAGACAUGCAGAUUUACAAGAAAGAGGUAUUUGGGCCUGUGGUCAAUUUAUUGCGGUUUAAAGACGAAGAAGAAAGCGUUUGCAUGGCCAAUGAUACUCUCACAGGUUUAGCAGGCUAUAUAUUUUCAGAAGAUGUUGCGCAGAUUUUUAGAGUGACUAAAAUGUUGGAAGUGGGGAUGUGCGGAGUAAAUGAGGGGGCUAUAUCUAUGGCAGAAAUUCCUUUUGGAGGGGUAAAGGAAUCAGGGAUAGGAAGAGAGGGUUCACAUUAUGGUAUCGAUGAUUAUACGUAUAUGAAAUAUAUUUGUAUAGGAAGUCUGUAAAUGUUCCUUUUUAA
Zophobas morio is the source of this 1572-nucleotide messenger RNA. RefSeq names its product succinate-semialdehyde dehydrogenase, mitochondrial-like. Bases 104 to 1558 code for a protein of 484 amino acids. The transcript has a single exon. Gene Ontology annotation, biological process: GABA catabolic process. NCBI's taxonomy places the organism in Eukaryota, Metazoa, Arthropoda, Insecta, Coleoptera, Tenebrionidae. Gene Ontology annotation, molecular function: succinate-semialdehyde dehydrogenase (NAD+) activity. The record is from RefSeq and is a predicted model, not a curated record. Gene Ontology annotation, cellular component: mitochondrion.